ACACUUCCGGAAGCUUCGAGCUGUUUGCCGCGAAACUGAUCGGAGAGAAAAACGCGUUGAAUGAAAGUUAAUAAUUAUCAUUUUGUUUGUUGUGUUUGUUGUCGUCGCUGAAGAAGAGACGCAGCUGCUGGAUGUUCGACUGAAACUUCAGACUUCAGUAUGGAGCUCUCCUCUUUCCUCCAUGACCUUCAUCUCUCCUCCUCCUCCUCAGAGAAGCCCCUCCCCCCUCCUGCUCUUCCUCCAAUCACAGAGCUCCUCUCGCGGCUGCAGGAGAAGCUGAUUUGUUCGUCGUCCAACUCUGAAACGAGCUCUCUGAUUGGUCGUGUGGAGCGGCUCUUUCAAACAGCAGAUACUGAUUGGUUGUUCUCAGCCAAUCACGAUGGAGAAUGGGCAUAUCUUCAUGUGGCGUACGGCUCUCUGGUGAGCGCUCUGAUUGGCUGUGCGGCUCUGCCGCUCUGUGAAGUAGACAGCGGCUCUCUGCCGGCAGCAGCCUAUCAGAGCGUCCCGAGCCGAGCCGCAGCAGUAAGCUCCGCCCUCAUUGCCCUGCUGGGAACUCUGGGAAACGUAGGCGGUCAGACUGGUGUGUUGCUGGCUGUGGCUCCACCCAUCUGUGUGUUCGCCGUCACUCAUUUUCAGGACCAGGCGUGGAGCAGCUGCUCGUCCAGAGCGGCGGCUCAGAGGCUGCAGGAGGCACUGCAGAGGGCGGGGGGCUGGAGAGACUCCGCCCACCUGUUGAU
Molecule: messenger RNA, 737 nt
Organism: Plectropomus leopardus (leopard coralgrouper)
Lineage: Eukaryota; Metazoa; Chordata; Actinopteri; Perciformes; Serranidae
Source: RefSeq, a predicted model, not a curated record